Messenger RNA from Vicugna pacos (alpaca), 2008 nucleotides. NCBI's taxonomy places the organism in Eukaryota, Metazoa, Chordata, Mammalia, Artiodactyla, Camelidae. The record is from RefSeq and is a predicted model, not a curated record.
GUUUCCGGCAGGGGCGGGAACGACAGUCCCAGAGUUCCGCGCGACAGGCGCGGAAGCCGGCGGGGGCGUUCUGGGUCCCGCGUCGGUGCGGGCCCCGGUUCGCGUCGUGAGCAGGCGGGCCGGCUCCCAAGCCUCUGGGAAGAGCGGACUCUGGGCUCCAACUCGGGCGUUUGUUAGUUUUGCGCCCGGGACGGGCACCUCGUGUCGCGGAGAAGAGCCAUGGGAAGUGUCGGAGGCCACACCUGUGACCCGGCACUUCGGUGUGUCUUGCUCCGUGCGGAUCCCCUGCGCGUGUUACUGUCGCUUGGUCCUCUCGGGGACCCGCUGCAGAGAUGAGGAAGGCCAAGCUUAGGUGUGGUGUUCGGAAGGAAGAGGAUGGAGCACAAGGUAGAACAGAGGCAGGGAGGGUGGCAAGGGGCUAUUAGAAUUCGAACCUUACCGCAUGUGCUUCUUCCACCCAAGGAGAAGUGGUCAUUCAGUCUGCUGUGAAUGAAGCUGGGACGAUGCCGGAGCGUGAAGGAGUUUGAGAAGCUUAACCGUAUUGGAGAAGGCACCUAUGGCAUUGUGUUUUCCAUUCCAGAUCGGGCCCGGGACACCCAAACAGAUGAGAUUGUCGCCCUGAAGAAGGUGCGGAUGGAUAAGGAGAAAGAUGGGGUCCCCAUCAGCAGCCUUCGCGAGAUCACACUGCUCCUUCGUCUACGUCACCCGAACAUCGUGGAGCUGAAGGAGGUGGUUGUGGGGAACCACCUGGAGAGCAUCUUCCUGGUGAUGGGCUACUGUGAGCAAGACCUGGCCAGCCUCCUGGAGAACAUGCCGACGCCCUUCUCUGAGGCCCAGGUCAAGUGCAUUGUGCUGCAGGUGCUCAGGGGCCUCCAGUACCUGCAUCAGAACUUCAUCAUCCACAGGGAUCUAAAGGUCUCCAACCUGCUCAUGACUGAUAAAGGCUGCGUGAAGACAGCGGAUUUUGGCCUGGCGCGGGCCUAUGGCAUCCCAGUGAAGCCCAUGACGCCCAAGGUGGUCACUCUCUGGUACCGAGCCCCUGAACUGCUGCUGGGGACUACCACACAGACCACCAGCAUCGACAUGUGGGCCGUGGGCUGCAUCCUGGCCGAGCUGCUGGCCCACAAGCCCCUUCUCCCUGGCACUUCCGAGAUCCACCAGGUGGACCUGAUUGUCCAGCUGCUGGGGACGCCCAGCGAGAACAUCUGGCCUGGCUUCUCCCAGCUGCCGCUGGUCGGCCAGUACAGCCUGAGGAAGCAGCCUUACAACAACCUCAAGCAUAAGUUCCCGUGGCUCUCAGAGGCUGGGUUGCGUCUGCUGAACCUCCUCUUCAUGUAUGACCCCAAGAAAAGGGCGACAGCUGGUGAUUGCCUGGAGAGCUCCUACUUCAAGGAGAAGCCCCUGCCCUGCGAGCCGGAGCUCAUGCCCACCUUCCCCCACCACCGCAACAAGCGUGCUGCCCCCGCCACGUCCUCGGGCACCGAGAGCCAGAGCAGGCGCUGCAAGCCCUGAGCCGGGGUCCCCUCGGGCCCAGCUCGACCCUUGGCUGGGACUGACCAGCUGCUCCAGCUGCCUGCCCCUGCCCACCACUGCCCGGAGCAGCAGGGCGUGGACAUGGGGGUGGAGGCUGCACUGAGUCCACCUGACGCGGUGCCCGCCACUGGCGGAGGAGGUCAGGACUCUAACUUCCUAGGAGAAGACGCAGCCCAGCUCAGCGGGCGUCGCUGGCUUGGGAUGAGCAGAACCCUGUGGUCACUUGUGUCUCCACUUGAUCAGGUUCUGCCUGAGAAGGGAGAGGCUAAGUGACCUGUAGUGGGGCUGGGAAGGAGGGGUAGGGCGUGGGGUGCAGCCAGCCUGGUGGGGAGGAGCCUAGGCUGCUGACACCACCGGAGCGAGAGCCUCGGGCUGGGGCUGCGCUCGGUCCCCACUGUGGAGGCCCCGAUCGGCAGGGGGCACGGUUGGUUCCAGCAGGUGCUCAGGGAGAUAAAUGCUUUCCUUACACACGCAA